AUGGAACAGUACUUUCAGAGAAAGAGUUUAAAUCUUCCUUCAAAUAAUCUGGGUAGUUCAAAUCCUCCUUCGAAUCAUCUGUCUAGUUCCAACCCUCCUUCAAAUAAUCCGGCUAGUUCCAACCCUCCUUCAAAUAAUCUGGCUAGUUCAAAUCAACCUUCAAAUAAUCCGCCUACUGAGUUGGAUGAAAUAUUAGCUAAUCUUCCUGCAGACCCUGGCCUUAGACCUCCAAUGACUUAUUAUAAUCCCAAUUUUCGAGAACAAAUCCGAAGAGCCUAUCUGCAAAGGGGUCCUUGUCAGCCUACAAGCCAAAACGAUAUGCCUCAAACACUUAUGGGGGAGACCGUGGCAAAGGGUAAUGAAAACAUUGCUACUUUCUUCACAACGGCUAGUAGUGUUGUUAACAUUAUUGGAGCAUCGUGUAAGCGUCGUGAUGCACUUAGAGAGCAACAACAAAAAGAUAUUAUGAAAGCUCUUGAAAUUGAUGAUCUUGAAACAGGGCAAGGGUUAAAUCAAGAGACUACUCUCAAACGUCCUUGUGAUACACGUUGGAACUCACAUUAUGAUACUUUACUGAGUAUUAAUACUAUGUUUCAUCCCGUGGUGAAGGUGCUUGAAUGGAUUGUUGAUGAUGUCAACCAAGAUAAUUUAGGUGAAGCAAAUAGGUUAUUGAAAGAAAUACAAACUUUUGACUUUGUGUUUCACCUAUAUUUGAUGAGAUUUAUAUUGGGAAUCACAAAUGAUUUGUCAAAGGCAUUACAAAAGAAAGAUCAAGAUAUUGUGAAUGCAAUGAUGUUGGUCCAAAGAUGUAAGCAAAAGCUACAAUCCAUGAGGGAUGAUGACUUUGAUGAUCUGCUUGGCAAAGUAUCAAUAUUUUGUGGCAACAAUGAUAUUGAUGUUCCUAACAUGGAUGAUUUAUUUGUACCACAAGGGAGAUCACGUCGUAAAGCUCAGAAAAUCACAAACCGCCAUUAUUAUCAUGUGGACCUAUUUCUUACUAUCAUUGAUAAGAAACUAGUGGAAUUGAAUAAUCGCUUCACUGAGAGCAGCACUGAGUUUUCAUCAUUGAAAGGAAUUACUGAUCUGGCAGAAAAAUUGUUUUACCCGUUGCAACAGCUUCAGUUGAGAGAGCUUUUUCAGCUAUGA
Messenger RNA from Prunus armeniaca (apricot), 1146 nucleotides. Lineage: Eukaryota; Viridiplantae; Streptophyta; Magnoliopsida; Rosales; Rosaceae. The record is from the annotation of a GenBank genome assembly.